AUGGAGAAGAAGCGGCGGGCUCGCAUCAACGUGUCGCUGGAGCAGCUCAAGUCGCUGCUGGAGAAACACUACUCACACCAGAUCCGCAAACGCAAGCUGGAGAAAGCCGACAUCCUGGAGUUGAGCGUCAAGUACAUGAAAAGCCUUCAGAGCUCCUUACAAGGGCUCUGGCCCGCAUCCAGCGCAGCCGAGUACCCGCUGGGCUUCCGCAGCUGCCUACCCGGCGUCAGCCUGCUCCUACGGUGCGGAGAGGAAGGCGGCGGCGGCCGGCGCUGCCCCCUGGUGCCCGAGCGCGCGGCCGGCGGCAGCACCAUGGACAGCGCCAGCCCCGGCCGAGAGGCGCCCUCGGUGCUAGGCCCGUGCGCCGCGGCGGUCUGGGCGCCUGCUCCCUCCGCCUGCGGCCCGACGUCCACGCCGCCGCGGCUCCUCCUCCCCGGAGGCCUCCCCGGCUCGUCCACUAGCAUCUUGGCGCCACAGGCAGCGUCGCGCGGCCGAGCUGAGAGCCCGGGGCCCGGGCUGCGUGUGUGGCGACCCUGGUGA
This is a messenger RNA of Lepus europaeus (European hare), 540 nucleotides long. It is a transcript of the gene HES3, whose product is annotated as hes family bHLH transcription factor 3. Lineage: Eukaryota; Metazoa; Chordata; Mammalia; Lagomorpha; Leporidae. Gene Ontology annotation, biological process: regulation of neurogenesis; regulation of transcription by RNA polymerase II; anterior/posterior pattern specification. Gene Ontology annotation, cellular component: nucleus. Gene Ontology annotation, molecular function: RNA polymerase II cis-regulatory region sequence-specific DNA binding; DNA-binding transcription factor activity, RNA polymerase II-specific; protein dimerization activity. The record is from RefSeq and is a predicted model, not a curated record. Bases 1 to 540 code for a protein of 179 amino acids. The transcript has 3 exons.